GCAUGUGAAGGACCAGAGAAAGACUGCGGACUUCACCACAUCCUCCCUAAUAACAACAACAACAACAACAACAAAAGAAUAAUCCACAGAGGAUUUAAAAAAAAAUCCUUGGGAAUUUUUCAACCAUAGACUCAUCCUCGGUCAGUUCACCGACUGAUACGUCAUCGUUUUUCCUUCUUUCUUCUUGAUAAUGGAAAUUUGGAGACUGCUGGCUGUCAUCAUCAGCGUCAGUGUCCUCGCAUGCAGCGCUCAUGGGAUGUCUUUUAGUCUUGACAAGGAACACUGGAUUUCUAAGAACUGGGAGGACAAACCUCUAGUGGACACACUAGCGAGUGAAGUGGCCAGUCUAAUAAAGAGAUCCAAAGCUCACCAGUUCUACGGUCUGAUGGGAAAACGUACUGAUAUUCCUGAGCGUAUGAGACUGGGACAGAAAAGAAAUAAAGGAGAGAAGUUUGUGGGACUCAUGGGCAGAUCGUUAAGAGGAGAUUUGCAAGAGGAAUGGGACAAUCCUUGAGAUUACUGACGUGUGAGCGUUUUCAUAUUUAGAAGAUAUCAGAGGCAUCAUUUUCUGUGAAAUAAACACACCAAAAAAGUCUUGAUGUUCUUAUGUAACACAAGAAAAAAUAUAAAAGUAAAGGUAUGAAAA
Messenger RNA from Hemibagrus wyckioides, 646 nucleotides. Its product is annotated as protachykinin. The record is from RefSeq and is a predicted model, not a curated record. The transcript is spliced from 5 exons. Lineage: Eukaryota; Metazoa; Chordata; Actinopteri; Siluriformes; Bagridae. The coding region runs from base 191 to 514 and encodes 107 amino acids.